GCAAUGCAGCAGCACUACCCCCCGCCGGGCUAUGCGCACCCAGGGCAGACCAUGAACAUGGGGCCCGCGCAGUACAAUGCGAUGCGUUACCAGCUGCCCCCGCAACCGGGUGACCAGCGCGUGCUGUCCGGCGGUCGCCAUAAGAAAGAGAUCAAGCGUCGCACCAAGACCGGGUGCCUCACAUGUCGCAAGAGAAGAAUCAAGUGCGACGAAGCGCAUCCAACCUGCAGAAACUGCCAGAAGAGCAAGCGCGAGUGUCUUGGGUACGACCCCAUCUUUAAGCAGCAGCCCGGUCCGGCCCAGAUACAGCCAGCGCCCAACUCUGCACCAACACCACAUUCCUCGACUCCACCCGUGCCCGCGCAAGCCCCACCUGCACCUGCCAACUUCCAAAGUCAGGUCCCUCAAGGGUAUGCGCCUGCCUCCUCUGCCGGCUACGCACCUGCCGCCGCUGCCCCUAGUGCUACCCAUGACCCUCAAGCUUUCAACGCCAUCGACCCUGCACUCGCUGCCGCCGCAGUACCUGGAAUGCAUCCAAGUCAACCACAGUACAACGGCGUGCCAAUGGACCCUGCAAUGAGGCAACAGAGCUACGCGCACCCGCCGCCUCCACCAGAGCCGCUCAAGGGCAAACGACUCAACAUCGCUGACAUCUUUGGCAUUUGCAACCACAGCCCACCAGAAGUCCCUCCCCGGACAGCUCCACCACCACCUGAGAUUGACCAGGAGUUCUCUCAGAUCUUCGUCAACGACUAUGUCCAAGGUCUCGACUACAUGCUGCAAACGACGUGGUUUUCGAAGGACAGCAACGCCGUUCACCGCAUCUUCACCAACCAGGCCCUGCACGAGGAGGCUGCUUUCUUCACAGAAACGAUCAAGACGCAGAACAGUGCAGCAGACAUGUCAAGCGUUUUCAGUCAAGAGGCUCGACUUAUCUGGCACUUGCUAGGGUCGUGCAAGCUCCCAUCACCGGCUACCAAUGGUGUCAAGCCUGAGGAGGGCGAUGCGCACCCCGCACAGUCUGAGGAAGCAGUGCUGAGAGAAGUCCGCGCUCGAUUCGAUGUACUGGAAGCUUUGCUGACCAACUCGAACCUUGAGAUAAAUCCUCUACGUGAUAUCUCAUACCCCGAAGACAUUCACGAGGAGAAGAAACACGAGAUUGAUUUCUGGCUCAACCUUGGCGACUUCGUCCGCUAUGCUGGCGAUGAGCGUGCACCGCCUGGCGCUGCAGACAUUGCUCUUGGUACGAUGCGCACAGUGCUGCGUGUACAGGAAGUGCGAGACGCCAUCUACUCGAUAGCCGUUGCCCGACACUACGGAGCGCGGAUAGGAGGCUUUCCGAACGCGCUACCACAGUUAAUGGACCCACACGAGGACAGCGACUUAAGCAAGCUUCAUGUUGCUAUGUCCUUCAUCAGCCACGAAAGCCGUGCAGGCUCACAGCAAGUCUUGGCUCGCAUCUGUGACAUGGCCAUGCUGUCUUGGGCGGUGGCCAGAAGUCCUUAGUAUGGCAAACCAACCUUGCGGACUUUCUUGGUUGAGAGCGGCUCACCACGUGCAUGGAUCCUCUCCAAGUUCUGACGAUCUUUCAGGCUGUAUCUGUACCACUAGCGGUCGGAACAUUGUUUUACAUUAUUGCAUGCAUGCCGCUUAUGCGGUCGUUAUAUCCCCCUGGUUUUCUUCUUUUGCAUUCGCUACGCCACUCUUGGCUACCUUCUUGUGGAUUAUACACACUUAUCCCCCAACUACUUUGUUCGAUCGAAAUACCUGCAUAUAGCGAGGGAGCUGGUGGUUCUGGCAGUAAGAAACGUACAACAAUAC
Molecule: messenger RNA, 1821 nt
Organism: Macroventuria anomochaeta
Lineage: Eukaryota; Fungi; Ascomycota; Dothideomycetes; Pleosporales; Didymellaceae
Exons: 2
Coding region: 4-1506 (500 amino acids)
Biological process (GO): regulation of DNA-templated transcription
Molecular function (GO): DNA-binding transcription factor activity, RNA polymerase II-specific; zinc ion binding
Source: RefSeq, a predicted model, not a curated record